Messenger RNA from Plasmodium malariae, 282 nucleotides. Its product is annotated as conserved Plasmodium protein, unknown function. NCBI's taxonomy places the organism in Eukaryota, Apicomplexa, Aconoidasida, Haemosporida, Plasmodiidae. The record is from RefSeq and is a predicted model, not a curated record. Bases 1 to 282 code for a protein of 93 amino acids. The transcript has a single exon.
AUGUCAGAAGAUCAAAUCAAAAUGAACGAUGAAAAUAUGACGAAAGAAGAAAGAGAAGUUUUAAUUGAGGCAAAUACAAAAAAGGAAUGGGAGUCCAACGGGCAGUGGUUAAAAAGAAAAGAAUUUCUUUUAAAAAUGUUAAAAUAUCACAAAAAGAAUAAUGUUAAAAUUGAUGUAGAUAAGUUUUCAAAAAUGGGUCAUAUAUUUUACAACAUGAAAUACCUUAGCUGUACCUAUAGCUCGCAGGUUGUAGAUGAAAUGAACAAAUACCAAGAUAGUUGA